Clunio marinus is the source of this 285-nucleotide messenger RNA. NCBI's taxonomy places the organism in Eukaryota, Metazoa, Arthropoda, Insecta, Diptera, Chironomidae. The record is from the annotation of a GenBank genome assembly.
AUGAGAAUAAAAUGUGACAUCAUCUACUCAUGUAAAUCUGAAAUUGUGGCGAAUAAAAUUGAUAAAUUUAACAACAACCUCACGCCGCCCCCUUCUCCUUCAGUAAAACGUUCGAGCCACUUGUGGCGCGACAUGAUGGGGGUGCUGAGGCGAAAGGAUUCAACAGCAGCGUCCAAUGUCGCAUUGGCCAAUGCAAUGAACAACAAUCGCGUUUCCUGCCCAACCGGCGGGAAUCGCUCACCAUCCAUCAGCAUUUUGCGACAUCAUCGGGUGAAAUUACGUUGA